GACUGUCAGGCAACCUAUCGAGCUGUGGAUGCGAAAUCUCGUGGAACAGAUUUGUUUGAUGGUUCUCGACCGGACCCGUAUGCAGAAUUGGGUUUGAUUGUCCCCUAUCGUCCCAAAUGUGAUCCGGGGAGGCCUCAUCUAUUUCAGGCGAGACAGUGCAGCGAGCAUGACUGUUUCUGUGUCAAUGUUACUACGGGUGCCGUACUUUUGGGUACACGGGCUAGUCCAUCUGAAGUUGGGAAUUGUUCAGCUGCUAUUUAUUCAAUCCUUUUGGCCAUAAGAACAACGACUGCAUCCACCCCAUUGGCGUUGGAUAGUCUUCAAACAGAAAAAGACUUAUACCCUCGCCCGAUGGACAAUCGUUUGGAUGACACCAAUCUGACUCCGGAACAGGAUAUGAACUGGCGUCGACGAAUUCGUGAUAGUCUAGAAAGCAUACUGCAAUCAGCCAUUGGAUAUCAGCGUAUCUUCAGUGUCAGUCCGCUAGUCACCAUACCCACGACUACGGGGAACCGGGCAACGAGCGGUCAUGGUGGUUUGUUAUACUACCGGGCACAUUUGAUCUCAAUUGGGCAUACAUCGCUUCAAGCUCCACAGGACUUAGUUCAGCAUCGUCUACACGAGGGCUAUUUACCCGAAGUGGGAAACGUCGAUCGAGAUAUUAGUCGAAUCGAAUUGACGCAUGCCAGCGUAACUGAUCCUUCCUCUCUGGCCAUUUGGAAUACACCGGAACAAUUUCCAUCUUCGAGUUUUCACUCGUCCAAGAGCAUUGCUUCGGAUGAGGCCAAACCGGGCACUUCGAAAAUCAUGAGUGUGCGCAGUCCCAAUCCCGACGCUUUUGCCCCAGCUGCUCCUGCUCCUGCUGUAGCAUCUCCCAUGGCAGCAGAAUAUCCGGGUCGAAAAGUUGAGCGGGACUAUCGGCAAUUACCGCUGAUGGAAGACGAUGGUCGAUUGACGGAAGCAGUGAUUGCAGCCAGGCAGUCCGCGGUUGAGUCUCUGCAUCAGCCCUGGGCGGCCCGUGCCUCUCGAGUGAAUAUUCUACGUCAACCAGGCGUGAUUGCAGGAAUCGUUGGCAGUGCGGUCGUGGUUCUGCUCCUGUUGAUCUUACUAAUUUUGUUCUGUAUAUAUCGUCUUAGAAAACGAGACGAGGGCUCGUACGCGUUGGAUGAACCGAAAAAGACACCGAACGUGAACUCCUAUCAAAGAGCACCUACGAGAGAAUUUUACGCUUGA
This is a messenger RNA of Echinostoma caproni, 1233 nucleotides long. The record is from the annotation of a GenBank genome assembly. NCBI's taxonomy places the organism in Eukaryota, Metazoa, Platyhelminthes, Trematoda, Plagiorchiida, Echinostomatidae.